This is a messenger RNA of Lottia gigantea (owl limpet), 396 nucleotides long. RefSeq lists its product as hypothetical. Bases 1 to 396 code for a protein of 131 amino acids. Gene Ontology annotation, biological process: microtubule-based movement. The transcript has a single exon. The record is from RefSeq and is a predicted model, not a curated record. Lineage: Eukaryota; Metazoa; Mollusca; Gastropoda; Lottiidae. Gene Ontology annotation, molecular function: dynein intermediate chain binding. Gene Ontology annotation, cellular component: cytoplasm; cytoplasmic dynein complex.
AUGACUUCUGCAGCGUUGAGCGGACGACCAACGCCGUUCUUCAAGAUUGAGAACACUUACAAAUUGGAACCAGAUAAACCGUUUUCACCAAGUGCUGUGUCUAAAGUUAUUAAAGGAAUUUUUGAAGAGGAAUUAAAGAAUAAAUUUUACGAACCUGCACAAUGUAAUUUACUUUCAGCUCAAUUAGCAGAUCUCAUCAAAAAGGGAGUGAAAGAUUUGGGAUUUUCAAGAUAUAAGCUAGUGACAAUGGUAGCUGUUGGAGAACCCAAAUCAGCGUCGGUAGCGUUCACAAGCCGCUGUAUUUGGAAUGACAAAGUGGAUAAUUAUUCAGAAUUUGUUUAUAAUGGUGAUAAUAUAUAUGCUGUUGGUUUAGUCUAUGGAAUAUAUAGUGAAUAA